Molecule: messenger RNA, 1252 nt
Organism: Gigantopelta aegis
Lineage: Eukaryota; Metazoa; Mollusca; Gastropoda; Neomphalida; Peltospiridae
Exons: 5
Coding region: 143-943 (266 amino acids)
Source: RefSeq, a predicted model, not a curated record
UCCUCCGCGACUCGUUGCGAGGGAAUAAUAAGUUGAUUUCAUUACAGCGAAAUCACCGAGUAGACAAGACGCUCACGUGACUACACUGUUCAAAGAAAACCAAGCGAGACCUAACUGAAGAAAAGAAGGAUAAACAAUAAACAUGAGUGCUGAAGACUACAAGAGAAAGCUUUCAGAGUAUUUUUUUCAUAGCUGUGCUGGGAUGAGUCUAGCACUGGCUAAACAGACUGGUCUGCUGGACGUCUUUUACGCUGCCGAUCAUCCUUUGACGAUAUCGGAGAUAGCCGAGCGUAACAACUCUAAAGAUCGGUAUAUCGAGGAGUUGCUUGGAUCUCUAGUCUCGGCUGGGGUGGUUGAAAUAUCGGACGAUUCUACUCAAUUCCACGUACCCGAGGUACAUAAGACGUAUCUUCGAAAGUAUGGCAUAUUGUGUUCAUACACCAUUUCCUUCGCAGAAAGAUUUAAUACAGUCAAAGAGUGUUUUAAAAAAGACGGAGCGUAUGAUAUUGACAUGCUGUCCUCCUUGAACCUGAAGAAUAUCGAAUUUAAAGUGCUCGACAUCAUGGACCUGCCAACAUCUUUCUCCGAAAAAUACGACUGGUGUUUUGUUCAGGAUGUUGUAAAUAGUCUACCAAUUCCAGAAAAAGGUUUAUCAGAAAUGUACAGAUGUCUUAAACCUGGCCACGUGCUCUGUUUAAUUGAGGGUGCAUUGCCGGGAAAUAUGGCACAACAUGUGAACGACCUGCACGCUUGUCUCUACUACACUGCCAGCACAUUCGUAUGUCUUCCAUCAAGUUUCCAGCAGGCAGACUCGGCGGCUCUAGGAGCGAUGUGUCAGGCCGAUGAUAUCCGAAUGGCGCUUUACAAGAGUGGUUUCAAGAUAAUUAUCGAGACAGCCAGUGAGAGGGACAAGUUCUCGGCGCUCUUUGUGUGUCAGAAAUAACCUAGAGUAUUAGAACACAGACAGUUUCAUUCUCCUCUUCUCCUGGGUGCUUCUGAGUCUAUAAAAUAACAGUUGUUAGUAUCGUUUAGUCUCAUGUCGGGUAAAGGCGACAAAAGUUGACAAAUAAUAGUCGACAAAGUGCUUGGAUAGGUUUAAUUCACAAACAUUAGUAGACUAGUGUAGCACCUUCUCGUAUUCAAUUAUUCAACUGAACUUUUUAUUCUGGAUUAACUAUGAAAUGUGGGGAAAGUUGGGUGAUAAAACUUUAACAUUAUUUUACAAAACAUUAUUAAAUAAUAUUUCAUGCAA